AUGCAAGAGAGUACAAUUGUGAGAGCUGACUUAGGAGUUAAUGAAACUGGUGAGGGGACCAAUGUGGUGCAAGAGAGUACAAAUGUGGAAGUUAACUUAGGAGUUAAUGAAACUUAUGUGGGGACCAAUGUGGUGCAAGAGAGUAUAAAUGUCAAAGCUGACUUAGGAGUUAAUGAAACUAAUGUGGGGAUCAUUGUGGAUGAUGAGGGGACAAACUGUGACAAUGAGGAGAAUGUGGGGACCACUGAGGAACUCAAUAGAAUUGAUGGAGAGAUAAUAGUUGAUGAUGAGGAUAUGAGUACAAAGGACAAGGCAAAGGGAAAGGCAAAUGGCAGGGAAAAGGGUAAGGGAAAUAUGGAACGAAGUGUUUCACUUGAUGUUGUGAAUGAAGGGAGAAAUUUGAAAUUUAAGAAAAAUGACAAAAGGAGGAUGAGAGUGAAGUGCAAGGAUGGUUGUCCAUGGAAGGUAUACUGUGCAAAUAUAAAAGGCAAAAAUAUUCAAAGCAAUGUUAGAGAGAGUCCAAAUUUAAAGUUGAGUGAUAUUAUGGAGAAGACACAUGAAAAGUGGAAUGUAGGAAUCAACAAGACACUUGCAUAUAGAGCAAAGACACUUGUUGUUGACAUUAUGGAUGGUUCAUUUAUGGAGCAAUAUAGAGGAAUCCAUAAUUAUGGCCAUGAACUGUUAAGGACAAACCCAGGAUCAACUGUUAAAAUUAUAAGUCAGCCAUUUCAAGGAGAAGAGGAAAAUAGUGAACACCCUGAGAAGCAAAUGAAUCCUCACUUCCAAAGGAUGUAUAUAUGCUUCAAAUCUUGUAAGGAAAAAAAUUUCAAGUGUAAACCUAUUAUAAGAUUGAAUGGGUGUUUCUUAAAGGGAUAUUAUGAUGGACAAAAACUAGUUUCCAUUGGGAGGGACCCAAAUGACCCAAUGCUUCAAAUUGCAUAUGAUGUUGUUGAGGGUGAAACUAAAGAUUCAUGGAGCUGGUUUUUAGAAUUAUUGACAGCUGAUUUGGGAGGAGUUAGAUUGUGCAAAACCUAUACCUUCAUAAGUGAUCAACAAAAGGCUACCGGAAAAAAAGAUGCAUCUUCCCAUACUGCUUUCAGGAUUAUCGACUGA
Lathyrus oleraceus (garden pea) is the source of this 1113-nucleotide messenger RNA. RefSeq lists its product as uncharacterized. Bases 1 to 1113 code for a protein of 370 amino acids. The transcript is spliced from 5 exons. The record is from RefSeq and is a predicted model, not a curated record. NCBI's taxonomy places the organism in Eukaryota, Viridiplantae, Streptophyta, Magnoliopsida, Fabales, Fabaceae.